Trypanosoma rangeli is the source of this 597-nucleotide messenger RNA. Its product is annotated as putative 4-methyl-5(beta-hydroxyethyl)-thiazole monophosphate synthesis protein. NCBI's taxonomy places the organism in Eukaryota, Euglenozoa, Kinetoplastea, Trypanosomatida, Trypanosomatidae. Gene Ontology annotation, cellular component: nucleus; cytosol. Bases 1 to 597 code for a protein of 198 amino acids. The record is from RefSeq and is a predicted model, not a curated record. The transcript has a single exon. Gene Ontology annotation, biological process: protein deglycation, glyoxal removal; guanine deglycation, glyoxal removal. Gene Ontology annotation, molecular function: protein deglycase activity.
AUGCCGAAGAAAGUGCUUGUUCCUGUGGCCGAUGGCUCGGAAGACAUUGAACUCUCCUGCAUCACCGAUAUUUUGCGCCGAGCGGACUUUGAAGUGACAGUGUCUACCGUCAUGGAUCACCAAACUGUUCAGCUUGCCAGGGGUCUGAAGCUAACCCCAGACUCGAAUAUCAAGGACGAGUCAGCUGCUGCGUACGACGGGGUGUUCCUCCCUGGUGGACUUCCUGGUGCUGAUCACUUUGCCAAGAGUUCGCACCUCAAAAAAAUCAUGGUGGAAAUGCACUCACAGGGGAAGUGGUACGGCGCCAUUUGCGCUUCCCCCGCUGUUGUCCUUGGCUCUAUGGGUUUGCUGGAGGGUGUGAAGACGGCCACCUGCUACCCUGCAAUGAAGGAAAGGCUUCCUUCAGCUGUGCGGUGGUCUGCAGAUCCCGUGGUUCGGUGUGGGAAGUGUUUGACAAGCAUGGGGCCAGGCACAGCCAUCGCGUUUGGGCUUGCUAUUGUUGCCGCCCUUUCGACGAAGGAUCACGCGCAACAGCUGGCGAAGGACUUGCUCGUUUACGGGACUCCUGAAGUGGAAAAAACACUUGGCCAAUUCUGA